AUGUAUUUCACGGAUUGCAGUACCUUCUUCACGCCAUCUCUAUCCAAAGAAUACAAAAUUACCCAUUUUUCGGUGAAUAAGAAAAACAAAAACUGUACAGUGAUUCACUAUAAUAAUAAUAAGGAACAAAACCUCCGAUUUGUUUCCCCAUGUUCUCAUUCAUUAUUUGAUCAAUCAAACAACAUUAUGCUUGCUACCGUAGCUAAGACCUUUACGAGACCUGCAAUUCGCGCUUUCUCUGUUUCCGCAAAUAUCGCUCACACUCCCCUGUUCGAUCUCCAUAACGAGCUCAAGGGCAAGAUUGUGGAGUUCGCUGGAUAUGCUCUGCCUGUGCAGUAUUCCGGAGUGCUUCCCGAGCAUAUGGCCGUGAGAGGAAAGAACACCUGCGGUCUGUUCGAUGUUUCCCACAUGGGUCAGAUCAAGUGGACUGGAAAGGACCGUGUUGAGUUCCUGGAGCGCGUUCUUGUGAGCGACAUCCACUCUCUGCAGCCCACUCAGGGCCGUUUGACUCUGCUGUGCCAGGAGGACGGUGGUAUCAUCGAUGACACUGUGAUCACCAACGCCGGCGACUACCACUACGAGGUGGUGAACGGCGCCUGCAAAUACGGCGACAUGGAGCACUUCAAGAAGGAGAUGGCCAAGUUCCAGGCCGAGGGCAAGGAGGUGCAGAUGGAGUACCUCGGCGACAUCGGUCUGAUCGCUCUGCAGGGCGCCAUGGCUCCCGCGGUUCUGCGCCGCUUCACGGAAUUCGACGUGACGAAGAUGCCGUUCAUGACGGGUCAGGACAUCAAGGUGGGCGGCGUGAACUGCCGCGUGACGCGCUGCGGCUACACGGGCGAAGACGGCUACGAAGUGCAGAUCCCCGCGGCAGACUCGAUCCCGCUGGUGAAGGAAAUCCUGAAGGAGAAGGAAGUGCUGCCGUGCGGUCUGGGAGCGCGCGAUUCGCUGCGUCUGGAGGCGGGUCUGUGUCUGUACGGCACGGAUCUGAGCACGGCGGUGUCGCCGGUGGAGGGCACGCUGAUGUGGACGAUCAGCAAGCAGCGCCGCGCGGAUGGCGGGUUCAUCGGACACAAGGCGAUUAUGGAGAGAAUGAAGACGUGCGAGAAGAAGCGAGUGGGAUUCAUGGUGCAGGGCGCGCCCGCGAGACACGGAGCCAAGAUCUACUCGAACGGCGAGCUGGUGGGAGAGAUCACGUCGGGCACGCUGUCGCCGUCGCUGAAGAAGCCGGUGGCGAUGGGAUACAUUAAGAAGGGACUGCACACGGCUGGAACCCAGGUGGAGGUGGAGGUGCGCAACAAGAAGUACCCCGCUGUGGUCACCAAGAUGCCGUUCGUGCCCAACAAUUAUUAUAGAGGAUAAGAAAGAAAUGUGUGA
Molecule: messenger RNA, 1374 nt
Organism: Blastocystis hominis
Lineage: Eukaryota; Bigyra; Opalinata; Blastocystidae
Exons: 6
Coding region: 1-1359 (452 amino acids)
Biological process (GO): glycine catabolic process
Cellular component (GO): mitochondrion
Molecular function (GO): protein binding; aminomethyltransferase activity
Source: RefSeq, a predicted model, not a curated record